Messenger RNA from Acanthoscelides obtectus, 426 nucleotides. The record is from the annotation of a GenBank genome assembly. NCBI's taxonomy places the organism in Eukaryota, Metazoa, Arthropoda, Insecta, Coleoptera, Chrysomelidae.
AUGUCUGGUAAAAAUAAGCAACCAGACAUAGACAUGCGAUGCGAGGCUUGUGAAGAGGAUAUCCGUAAAGGCAGUGCAAAGAUAAAAUGUUGUAAUCUAAAUUGUGAAGUUACCCUACAUCAGAAAUGCUUCCUAUCGAUUGCCAAAGUUAUAAAACUAGAAAAAUCCGACUGGCUGUGCAAGAACUGCGAUGAAGAUAGUCACACAUCAACCACAACCGUGAUAUCGAAUAGCGAUGGAGAUGUAAUUAAGGAGCUUGCUAAAGUGAAGAGUGAUGUUCGGCUACUAACUGAUCUUGUGAAUGAGUUAAAAUCUACUAACAAAAUUUUGCUCAAUAAAAUUGAACAAAUUACAUCCAGCAGGUUUCCCGAUGUACAAAUACAGCAGAAUACUGAACUUCCCGUACCUUAUAGUCAGGUUGUGUAA